This is a messenger RNA of Lineus longissimus, 3880 nucleotides long. Its product is annotated as transcription termination factor 2-like. NCBI's taxonomy places the organism in Eukaryota, Metazoa, Nemertea, Pilidiophora, Heteronemertea, Lineidae. The transcript is spliced from 17 exons. The coding region runs from base 52 to 3423 and encodes 1123 amino acids. Gene Ontology annotation, molecular function: ATP binding; ATP-dependent chromatin remodeler activity; zinc ion binding. Gene Ontology annotation, biological process: DNA repair. The record is from RefSeq and is a predicted model, not a curated record. Gene Ontology annotation, cellular component: nucleus.
GUGGGAAAUUUGUAAUCGAAUUUUGGAUAUUUUCUCUGAAAUAACUUCAAAAUGUCUGAUCAGAUCAAAGUUUAUCCAGAAAUUCUUUGUCUACAUGGAAAGCCAUGUUACCUGAAGACAUCCACAAAAGAAGGACCAAGAAAAGGGACAAGCUAUUAUAUGUGUGGACAGCCCAAAGACCGGUGUAACUUCAAUAAAGUUGCCCAUGGUGUCUCCAAGACCUAUUGUGAUGUCCACCCAGGAUCGAUGCUUGAGCUUCAGUCCAUUGGCAAAAUACAAGUAACAACAUCUAAAGAUCCAGAAUAUAGGCAUUAUUAUCGUUGUAUUGGACACCAUUCCUGGUGUGGACACAAAAAUGUUGGAAACUUAUUGGUAAAGGAGAAUGCCAAUGUGAUUCCACCUCUGAAGAAGAUGACAGAGACUUCAGAUGUUGUUAAGAAAAAGCCCUUCAUGGACAGUAAUCGCAUUCAGAAAAAGGAUGUUACAAGAGUUGAAGGCAGUUGGCGUGCACCGGCACGAAAACCACAGGAUUCAGACAGUGAUGACGACUGUGUUAUUGUGGAGACAACAAAACCAACAAAGGAACGGUUUCCCAGUCAGUCUUCUCAGUCUAGGCAAGAUGGGGUAAAACUAGCAGAUAGUAUACACAAAGAAAUCUUGGAUCUGGCGAAGGAUGCUGAUUUCGAACAACUUGCAAAGCCUGGGUCUGGAAAAGCGAAUGCACUGAAUCCAAAUGCCAAGCCCUUUGAACCAAGGAAGGUGGUUGUCCAGCAGGCAAGUUCAGCAGACGAAAGUAGACUCUGCCCCCUGACUGGAGUGUUUAUCAGGUCAGAUGGAAGUAAAGUGGCACCGGCAGCUGAGAUGGAAAAAGAUAGCACUGCCAGUGCUAAACUGUCUUCCAUGAUGGCUAAAAGUGCAAUAUCUGACUCUGGUCAGACGCUGGCUUCAAAGGAGUCUAAUAGAGAUGCAAUUGUUAGGCAACUCAGAGAAAAAAAGACUUUGAUAUCUCACAUCAACAUAAACAGCCUCCCAGACAAAGGAGAGAAACUGAAGUCUCAGAUAAAUGAUUUACAGCGAGCAAUGACAGCCCUGGAGCUCGACAUAAAAAUGUCAAAACCACAUUCGGGUCAAACUGUGCAGUCGUAUGAGAGACCGAAAUACAACCAGCCAUACAAGCCACCUCAGCAGAUCAACAUGUCUCAGUUAUCCGGGAGCGCAAUUCCCCCCAACUCACAGAAACAGCUGACACAGUCUGUACUUGCACCAGCCCAGUUGCCUGGUCAGCCGAACAUCAAGAUCAUGACUGUAGACAAAUUCGGCAAUCGUCAGACGAAGAUGUUGGAUCACACUGUCCCGCUGCCAGCGCAUGUUUUGAAUCAGAUGUACGCGGCCAAUCCGCAAGCUAUGACGUUGUAUGGUGGUAGGAUGAAUGCUGCAAGACUGAAACAAGUUGGCAGUAUCACUGAGGAGGCUAUUAUAAGGCUGCACAAGCAACUUGAAACAUGUCCACCUGAGGCAACAGAAUUGGAUGAUCCUGAUGACCUGACUGUCACCCUGAUGGCUCAUCAACGUCAGGCGCUGGCUUGGCUCACAUGGCGAGAGAAGCAGGAGCCUCCAGGAGGUAUACUAGCUGACGACAUGGGUCUGGGCAAGACCCUCACCAUGAUCUCGUUGAUUCUUAAGCAGAAGGAGGCAAGGGAAGAAGCAAAGGAUGAGGAGGGUUGGCUCAGUAAGCAAGAUCAGAUUAAAAAAGUGAAUAAGGAUAUCAUCCCAUCAACUGCCUCCCUGGUGAUCUGCCCAGCCAGUUUAGUGCACCAGUGGCAGCGAGAGAUAGAAUCCAAGUGCGCCAAAGACUUACUGAAAGUUUGUCUUUAUCAUGGUCAAAACAGGGAGAAAGAUGUCAUGAAACUAGCCAAGUGUGACGUUGUGCUGACGACCUACAGUCUUGUUGGCAGGGAGGUGGGGGCUCUGAAGGAUAAGGCUGCAACAGAAGAAGCGGUCAAAGAAGAACAGGUUGAUGAUAUGACCAACAUGCCGAAUCUACUACGCAUCGGCUGGGAGAGAAUCAUCUUGGAUGAGGCCCACAACAUCAAGAACAAUAAGAGUUUGAGUGCCCAGGCCGCAUGCCGCCUCAGAGCCUCAUAUCGGUGGACAUUGACUGGUACACCUAUUCAAAACAACUUGCAAGAUAUGUAUUCAUUGCUUAGAUUUCUGCGAUGUUCUCCGUUCGAUGAAUACAAAGUAUGGAAGCGACAGGUUGACAACAAGUCGUCCCAGGGCACCAAACGUCUCAACUCCCUCAUCAAGAGUCUCCUGCUCAGGAGGACGAAGGCUCAGACCAAUGCAGCAGGGAAACCACUGAUAGCCUUACCCGAUAGGAGCAGUACAACACAUGAGUUAGAACUCACCAAAGGGGAGAAGGCCGUCUAUGAUAAGAUAUUUGCCAAGUCCAGGUCCACACUCCAGAACUACAUCCAGAACAGGGAAGACAAAGAGCUGUUGAAGGAACAGGGUGCUAUGGCAUCUGCAGCACCUAAUACAUUUGAGAAGAGCGUCUCCCAAUCAGGUGAACACUAUGCUACUUGUGGUAGUGGUGGGGCACUUGGUGCUGAGAAGAAGAAGCCUACUGGUGCUGGGGAGAUCCUGCUGAUGUUAUUGCGACUGAGGCAGUGUUGUAGUCACAUUGGACUUAUGAAAGAUAGUGUUGAUGCUGAAGAACUCCAGAGUGAAGGCAUCGAGCUCCCCUUGGAGGAUCAACUUGAUCUUAUGAGUUUAAAUGAGGCCAAAGAUCCCGCUGCUGCCACCAAGGAUGUUUUCGACCCGUUGGUAGCCAGUACAAAAGUAAAGAACUUAAUGGAGACUUUAUUGACCAUCAGAAAGGAAUCACCUCCAGGAAAACCUCAGAAAAGCGUGAUAGUGUCUCAAUGGACCAAGAUGCUAGAGAUCAUCUCUUCCCACCUGAAGCUGCAAGGGUUCAAAUACCACCUCAUCCAGGGUAACAUCCCCCCCAAGAAGAGGAUGGAGGCCAUUGAAGACUUCAACACUGAUCCGAAAGGACCUGAGGUUAUGUUACUCUCCUUGCGAGCUGGUGGUGUUGGUCUCAACCUUGUUGGUGGCAAUAACCUCUUCAUGAUGGACCUCCAUUGGAACCCGGCACUUGAGUUACAGGCUUGUGACAGAAUCUACAGGGUAGGCCAGAAAAAGGAUGUCUUCAUCCACCGGUUUAUCUGCAAGGACACGGUUGAGGAGAAGAUUGUACUGCUGCAGAAGAAGAAGAUGGAUCUGGCCAAGGAUGUCCUUUCAGGAACUGUAUCCAAGCAGAACCACAAACUGUCACUGUCCGACUUGAAGUUAUUGUUUGGGCUGGAGAAACCAAUGCCACAGGCUGUGCCUUACCCUGGCCAGCAUGGUCGUCCAUACUGAGAACCUUGAGGACUGAAUAUCUCUUGCUGCCCUGUAAAUAUCAGGUCUGUGAAUGUCUUCUCAUCUAUCUGGGCGAUUUUGUGAUGAAGGAGGCAGUUUAUUUGUGUGAGAAACUCAUUGAGCAUUGUGCCCGACUGGCAAAGAUUGUAUGAAUGUAGCACUGAUGUAAAUUAUUUUCUUGUAGAUUUGUGCAAUAGAAGAUUGGAGUCCUUCGGUUCUCAUAACAUGUGCCAGUGACGUGAAAGUUUCAAUUUUUACUUUGGUCUUGUUGACUGAAGUAAGCCUCUUUCCUUCUCAACAGAGGCUGGCUUAAUCAUUUUAUGGGCUGUCAAUAUUGUAGUAGUUUAAAUUUAAUGAAAUCAUAGCUCAACAAUGUACGAUUUAUGAAUUUGUAUUUUUAUAUCCUUGUGUGAUUGUAUGCAAUAUUUGAAUAAACUGUCCAUUGUCACAUACAGUA